UUGGGAGUGUGGUGCUUUACACUGCCCUCUACAGCCCAGAAUUGUAUGAAAAGACGAAUCCUAGUCACCUGGGAAACACAAGAGUCUGGCAAAACUGAAAACUGAUGCCCCGAGUCAGCCCCUCACUGUGCCGGGGCCUCCCACCCAUCUCUCCACAAGACGGGGACAUAAUCUGAACCUUGGACUCCCUCCUUUCCUCAAGUGGCCAUGGUCCUGGAGCCCCAUCUUCUGGGAGGUGCAUCCUGCAGUGUCCAGCCUGAUCUUGGUCCUGAGCCUCAGACUGAAACCCAUAUCCCGGAGCAGAGCUGUCAGUCCCCAGGGACCUGCUCUCGCCCUGGACCCCAGCUCAGAGAGAGCCUUGCCCAGCCCUGCCUCCCAGGCCUCCAACAGAACCAGCGGAUGCAGGAUUCCUGCCAUGCACCUUACCUGCAGCAGGCCGCACACAGGCUUCCACCUGUCAGGGGCAGGCGCCUGAACAGGGGCAGGCAAGUAUUCAGAGCUAAGGGUGGUUGGAGACCAUGCAGGAGGUGACCCCUGAGUUGCCUCAGGGGUGAAUGGGAGCUUCUCAGUGUCAGGGGAAGCCAGGUGGAGGGCACAGCCAGGCCUGAAGCUGGGACUGUCCAGCCAGGUCUGGUGAUGGCCACACUCUUUGCUCUAAAGUACUCCGGUGGGCAGUGAAGGGUCGUAGGACAGGGUGAGGCAGGAGAAAUCAUUCCAGAAAGGCCCCUGCUGCCUCCCCCUACCACUGGUUGAGACUGAUUUGCAGACCAGAGUUCCUCCCUCUCCCCGUGCCCCUGUGAGUCCGCCCCACUAGCCGCCAUCCCUAAGGGAGCGGGCUCCCCACCGCAGCCCAGGGGCCACAGGGGCCUUAGCCGCUCAGCAGCCCAUGAUUGCGCUGCAGGGGAGGCCAAGAUUCCCCAGACCUGAGGCUGCCCCACCCCAUCCUGACUGGUCGGCCACCAGGUUUCCGGCCUGACACGGUCUGGGGUGAAGCAGGGAGGGAGGGAAAGUGGGAGGCGGAACGAGCAGGGGAAGAUGGGGGGAGGGGGAGGGGCAGCAUCUCGGAGCAGGCGCCUCCCCUCCCUCGCUGGUUCAUCCUGGUGUGAGGGGCUGUGUGUUUGCUUCCCCCCACCUGCAGGCGGGGCCCAUUGUGUGGGGAAGGGAGCCUCAUUGGCAGGGCAUCAGUGUGUGAUCAUCUGCUCCCUGGCCCUGAUUGGCUGGAUGAGAGGCCCCCCCACCCAGGACCCGGGACACAGAAGUUUGUGCAGCAACUUUUUCCAGCGUGAAGUGAUCGUGUGUCCAGGCUUCAGAGUGGAAUUGUGCCUGCCCAGCAAAGAUGACUCUCUGUGGGACCUUCCUGGAAAAUGAGUUCCGGUGUGAGCUGCUGAGUCAGAGGUGGACACACGGAGACAAGGCCAGUAACUGUGGGACCUCAAGACUUCUCCUGGGUGGACACGGCAAGAUGAGUUUAGAAAGUGAGGAUAAGCGAGCUCGUACGCGAUCCAAGACCCUCCGAGUGCCCCCAGAGCCCACAGGUGCUGACCUCAGCUGCCCCACCCCAGGAUGCACUGGCUCGGGACACGUCCGGGGCAAGUACUCCAGGCACCGGAGCUCGCAGAGCUGCCCUCUGGCCAAGAAGAGGAAGCUGGAGGGUGUCGAGGCCGAGCACCUGGUGUCCAAGCGGAAGUCACACCCCCUGAAGCUGGCUCUGGACGAGGGCUGUGGUGUGGACAGCGAUGGCAGCGAGGAUGCCGAGGUGAAGGACGCCUCUGUUUCGGGUGAAUCGGAAGGAACUGUGGAGGAGGCCGAGGCCGAGAUGUCAGGACAGGAGGAGAUUCAUCGCCCUGGGCCAGCUGAAGGAAGGAGCCCCGGCAAGUCGCAUUUCGGAUCCAGCCCCGUCAGCAGCUCCACGGGCUCCUCCAAGGGCAGCUACAGUAGCUAUCAGGAAAUCAUUGCAACUUCUCUCCUGAACUUGGGCCAAAUCGCGGAAGACACCCUGGUUGGGAAGGACUUGGGCCAGGUGGCCAAGCCAGGCCCCAGUGUCGUGCACCUGGUUCGGGAGGAGGCUGAGGAAGGGGCCACCAGCGAUGAGGGGGGAAAGGACAUCUUUAUCCAGCCAGAGGAUGCAGAGGAAGUCAUCGAGGUCACCGGUGAGCACUCACAGGAGCCGGGUCCUCAGUCCCUGGAGGGUGUGGCCAGUGAGGAGUCCAGAGAGCAGAAGGUUGCCCUGGGUAAUGAGGUGGAAGAGGAGGAGGAGGAGGAGGAGGAGGAGGAGGAGGAGGAAGAGGAGGAGGAGGAAGAGGAUGAUGAAGAGGAGGAGGAGGAAGAAGAGGCUGCUUCCAGUGUGAUCUGCCCGGAGGAUGCCCCUGCCACCCUCUCCAGGAAGGCCCCCGAGCCUCGGCACCCUGCACCUCUCAGCCCCAAGCCCGAGCACCCCGUCCUUGUGGAGGUUCACUCUGACGAUGGUAAGGAUGAGGACUCGCGCUCCCAGAAGUCUGAGGUCACGGAUGAGUCGGAGAUGUACGACAUGAUGACCCGAGGGAAUCUGGGUCUCCUGGAGCAGGCCAUUGCCCUGAAGGCUGAGCAGGUGCGAGCCGUCCGUGAGCCGGGUUGCCCACCCUCUGAGCAGGGCCAACUGGGCCCCAGCGAGCCAGGGAAGGCGGCAAGGUCCCUGGAUGCCACACGGAAAAACUACUGCAGCAAAGAUCCCUCGAGGGCCGAGAAGCGGGAGAUCAAGUGUCCGACACCAGGCUGUGAUGGCACUGGCCACGUUACCGGGUUGUACCCUCACCACCGAAGCCUGUCUGGCUGCCCCCACAAGGACAGGAUUCCCCCAGAGAUCCUGGCCAUGCAUGAGAGUGUGCUGAAGUGCCCAACUCCUGGGUGUACAGGCCAGGGCCAUGUGAACAGCAACCGCAACACUCACAGAAGUUUGUCCGGGUGUCCCAUUGCUGCGGCUGAAAAAUUAGCCAAAUCUCAUGAAAAGCAACAGACACAGACGGGAGAUCCUUCCAAGAAUAGUUCCAGUUCAGAUCGAAUCCUCAGGCCCAUGUGCUUUGUGAAGCAGCUUGAGGUCCCUCCGUAUGGAAGCUACCGGCCGAGUGUGGCCCCCACCACACCCAGGGCCAACUUGGCCAAGGAGCUGGAGAAGUUCUCCAAGGUCACCUUUGACUACGCAAGUUUUGAUGCUCAGGUUUUUGGCAAACGAAUGCUUGCCCCAAAGAUUCAGACCAGCGAAACCUCACCUAAAGCCUUUAAAUGCUUCGACUACACGCAUGAUGCCGAGGCUGCACACAUGGCCGCCACUGCUAUCCUGAACCUCUCCACACGAUGCUGGGAAAUGCCUGAGAACCUCAGCACGAAGCCACAGGACCUACCCAGCAAGGCCGUGGACAUCGAGGUGGAUGAAAAUGGGACCCUGGACCUGAGCAUGCACAGGCACCGCAAGCGGGAUGGCACUCUCCCCAGCAGCAGCCCGGGAGUGAGGUCUCCCGAGGCCUCCCAGCGCCAGGGCAGCACAAGUGCCACCCGCAGCUCCGUGACCGCGUCCCAGUCGGGCCCAGCCUCCCGCCAGGAUGAGUGGGACCGGCCUCUGGACUACACCAAGCCCAGCCGCCAGCGAGAGGAGGAGCACGAGGAGUCAGAGCCAGCAGCCCAUUCUUUUGCUUCUUCUGAAGCAGAUGACCAGGAAGUGUCGGAAGAGAGUGUCGAGGAGCGGAAGUACCCUGGGGAAGUCACCCUGACCAACUUCAAGCUGAAGUUCCUCUCCAAGGACAUAAAGAAGGAGCUGCUCACCUGUCCUACCCCUGGCUGUGACGGCAGUGGGCACAUCACUGGGAACUAUGCCUCCCACCGCAGCCUCUCUGGUUGCCCUCUUGCUGACAAGAGCCUCAGAAACCUCAUGGCUGCCCAUUCUGCUGACCUCAAGUGCCCCACACCUGGCUGUGAUGGCUCUGGCCACAUAACGGGGAACUACGCAUCGCACCGGAGCUUGUCUGGCUGCCCUCGUGCCAAGAAAAGUGGAGCGAAGGUGACACCCACGAAGGAUGACAAGGAGGACCCCGAGCUGAUGAAGUGUCCAGUUCCAGGCUGUGUGGGGCUUGGUCACAUCAGUGGCAAGUAUGCCUCUCACAGAAGUGCAUCUGGCUGCCCUCUGGCUGCCCGGAGGCAGAAGGAAGGUUCCCUGAAUGGCUCGCCGUUCUCCUGGAAGGCACUGAAGAACGAGGGGCCCACCUGCCCCACUCCAGGCUGUGAUGGCUCUGGCCAUGCCAACGGGAGCUUCCUCACUCACCGGAGCUUGUCUGGAUGUCCCAGAGCAACCUUUGCUGGAAAAAAAGGAAAACUCUCAGGGGAUGAGGUUCUUAGCACAAAAUUCAAGACGAGUGAUGUGCUGGAAAACGACGAGGACAUAAAGCAGCUGAACCGGGAGAUCCGUGACCUGAACGAGUCCAACUCGGAGAUGGAGGCCGCCGUGGCACAGCUGCAGUCCCAGAUCUCCUCCAUGGAGAAGAGCCUGAAGCACAUUGAGGAGGAAAACAAGCUCAUCGAGGAGCAGAACGAAGCCCUGUUUCUGGAGCUGUCGGGCCUGAGUCAGGCCCUCAUCCAAAGUCUUGCCAACAUCCGCCUUCCACACAUGGAGCCAAUAUGUGAACAGAACUUCGACGCCUACGUGAGCACUCUCACCGACAUGUACUCCAACCAGGAGUGCUACCAGAACCCCGAGAAUAAGGACCUCCUGGACAGCAUCAAGCAGGCUGUGAGGGGCAUCCAGGUCUAGGCCUUGCCAUUCAAGGAGCCAUCUUGCUGAUCUGGGGUACCCAGGACCUCCUGAAUUUGGCUUCAUUGUUUACCUCGCCCUGCCCUCCCAGUGGAGAUUUCCAACUCACAGUGACUUCUAGUUGGCAGUGUGGGGUGGCCCUGGGUGGGUUUAUCCAAAGGGGUGCCUGGAAAUAAGUAUCUCCUCUGAUGCUCUUGCCAGGUGCGAGGUCUUGACCUCCCCAGGUGAGUGCAGGGCUGGGCAUGAAGUAUUACAAAGUGAUUUAUUUUUUUUCUGAAAGAAAUCUGAAGAGCAGCUCAAAGUCUCCAAUGGAAGCUCAUGGACAAGGUUCUCAGGGAAGUUUUGGAGUUUGCAACCACAGUAUUCCUUUAUCUGUCAAGGCUGGGAGGGUGACUGUGGGCAUGGGGCAGGUGGUGCGUGUGAUGGUGUCAACCUGGAGCCUGCUCCCUGGGGCAUGCGUCUGCUUGGUGAGGCCAAUGUAGCAAGUAUGUUUUCUGUUUCAUUUAUUCAGUUUUGUGUUAAGGAUGGAACAAAGCACUGUUCCAGAGAGUAAGUUAGGAAUAGGCUUGCAGCCCCUGUCAGCUCAAGAAAUCUAACCUGGGAGGCUCCAGAAAGUUAACCGUUGGUUCGACAUUAAAGCGCCUCAUGCUGGGAGUGGCUGGCAUCCCAAGCCUGCAACAGUCACCUGAGGGUUGGGUUCAUGCUCCUUCUUGGGACUGUGGCUUUUAGACCCAGGUCUGGGCCAGGGCUAGGGUCUCUGGCUCUCUGUAUGUCCACCCUGGCCUGUGACCCAUCACUGCCACAUUAACUGGGUCACAACAGAGCUUGACCGAGGUGGGUCCACAUCAGUGAGGUAGGCAGAUAAAUUCCUGAUUGGAGACCACCAAGGUCUCACUUAUUUUUAGAUACAUCAAGAUUCAAAAAAAGGCAAAUUUUAAUAUGAUGUGUUAAAAACACAAAGUUUCUAACAUGUAAAUAGAGUCCAAUGGAUUGUGACUGCAAUUCCAAGUUAGUAUUUAAAAGUAGAGAAAUUGCACUUCCUGGAAGAAAUAAAAAAGUAGUUAGUUUCAUUACUCUGUAAAUUAUUUAAUUUUGUCAAGAUGUAAGUAUUUAUAUUCACAACCUCUUAUGUUAAUGUUGCUAUUUAUUUAACAUUUUUAUUUAUUAAUUUCAUGUAUUUCAACUGCACCCCACACCAGGAUACCACGAGAGGAAGAUAGAUGAAAUCAAAGGAAAAUGAACUAUCCAACCAUGAGUCAGGCCACACACAAAAGAAUCUCGCUUUUACUUCUAGUUAUAAUUCUGAUGCAACCAAGUUAUUUUUUAUAUAUUUUGUUAUUUAUUAUUUUAAUAAUGGAUUU
Manis pentadactyla (Chinese pangolin) is the source of this 6138-nucleotide messenger RNA. It is a transcript of the gene MYT1, whose product is annotated as myelin transcription factor 1. Bases 1337 to 4777 code for a protein of 1146 amino acids. Gene Ontology annotation, molecular function: zinc ion binding. The record is from RefSeq and is a predicted model, not a curated record. Gene Ontology annotation, biological process: regulation of DNA-templated transcription. Gene Ontology annotation, cellular component: nucleus. NCBI's taxonomy places the organism in Eukaryota, Metazoa, Chordata, Mammalia, Pholidota, Manidae. The transcript has 26 exons.